Aspergillus tanneri is the source of this 933-nucleotide messenger RNA. Its product is annotated as alpha/beta fold hydrolase. The transcript has a single exon. Bases 1 to 933 code for a protein of 310 amino acids. NCBI's taxonomy places the organism in Eukaryota, Fungi, Ascomycota, Eurotiomycetes, Eurotiales, Aspergillaceae. The record is from RefSeq and is a predicted model, not a curated record.
AUGGACACCGAAUCGUUUGUGUCUAUCGGCUCCCAUUCUCUCUUCCUCUCCCUCUCCAGCCAAGAUGCACAUGCGAGCAGCCUGGUGGUCUUCCUCGCCGGUGCGGGCGACGUCGCAGCCUCGUUUGGCCCCCUUGCUCGUCUCGUGGGCGUCUUUGCACCGGUGAUGCGCUACGAUCGCUCCGGUUUAGGUCGCAGCGAGCAGGGCCCCCAUCGACCGACAGCGACGCGCGCCGCCACGGAGCUGCACCAGCUGCGCGUCGUAGCACAUCUAGAGGUCCCGUUUAUCCUGGUGGCACACUCGUACGGGGCGAUCGUCGCACGGGAAUACUUGCAUCAGUAUCCGAACGAAGUAGCCGGCAUGGUGCUGGUGGAUGCGUCGACUGAGCGACAGGGCAACUUCGUCCAGGCUAUCCAUCAAGAUGCCAUCGCCGCCGUCCUGGGGAAUAUGAACUUCGCCCAGGUGACUGGGCUACGCGCGCAGGCUCAGCUCUCCCGUGACGAAUGGCGCACUCGCGCCGCAGACAUCUCCCGGAGUCUGUCUACCUGGCAGGCUGAAUCGGCGUUACUCCAUGAAGUCUGUGAUACCCUCGGCCAGAAGGACCAGUAUCGCACGCGGGCCCUCGGCGCGAAGCCCCUGGUCGUGCUGCGGGCACGGCCAUCGCAGGACUACGAGCGUAUAUAUGCCGCCGGCGUUGCAGCCGGCCAGGGUACAGAGGCCCAGCGUGCUGCUUUCCGGGACUUGUUGGAUCGAUGGGACGCGUGGAAUCAGGAGACGCAGGCCGCUCAGCUGCAAUUAUCGUCUAUGCAUCGGCUCGUAGAUGUGCCGGAUUGUGGCCAUCACGUCCAUCUGAUCCGUCCAGAGCUUGUCGCGGCAGAAGUGCGGUGGGUAUACAACCAAAUCUUGGACUCACAGGGGUUAUCAAAUUUAUGA